ACUAGAGGAUGAGGUAGAUUCCUCUUGCACUUUUAGCCCUUCACUUGGAUAUUUAUGGAUAACAAGCUCCCUUAUAUUACUUACCACUUUCAUGCAACCAAAAUAUAUAAAAAAAAAACUCAACAAAAUUAAAUAUUUUGCUACCAAAAUAUCUACACUUUUCUUACACUAUUCUUUUUUUUUUCUCUCUCGUACCCAAAAGAAAUGAAUCAUGUUCAUGAGCAUCAACUCCCUUGUUUGCAUUGCCAACCUCAAGAAUACAUUAGAAUGGUUCAACAUUUGAUAGAGAGGUGCCUGACUUUUCACAUGAGUAGAGAUGAGUGCAUCAAAGCUCUAGCAAAACACGCUCAUAUUCAGCCGGUGGUCACUCUUACGGUAUGGAGAGGGCUUCUCGAAGAGAACAGAGGAUUCUUUCAUCGAUAUUUUCAUGCUAUUUCUCCUCCCCAUUUCACCAGUAGACCUACUGAGAGGAAAUUCAACUUCAGAAGAAGGAAGCAAUGGAAGUGAAGGCUACUUAAUUGUAUGACAGCUGCAUAUUCAACAGUUUCAGAUAAAUCAAGAAUUACUUCCCUGCAAAUAUAAUCAGAAUGUUUGAAUGUAAUGCUAACACCGAUCAAAAUUAUUUAUACAUAACUACAUGGCCAAAUUUUCACCACA
Molecule: messenger RNA, 657 nt
Organism: Mercurialis annua (annual mercury)
Lineage: Eukaryota; Viridiplantae; Streptophyta; Magnoliopsida; Malpighiales; Euphorbiaceae
Exons: 3
Coding region: 205-507 (100 amino acids)
Source: RefSeq, a predicted model, not a curated record